AUGGAAAGGCAAAGCCCACGAGGCUUGCUUCAUGAUCCAAUCAUGGCCACACCUUGUGAGCCCAUGCCAGAUGGUUUAGUUGAGUCCUGCUCCUGCAUGCCCUCUUCCGACUACACAUGCGCUCAACUCAACUACCGACCCUCCCCUCCUUUGGAACCCACAACUUUCUUUCUGGCUUUUCAGAAAAAAGACAACUCAACUUCUAAGGAAGUCAUUAACCAUGAAACCGAAGAAAGUGAGAGAAGAGAAUAUAUAUAUGGCAAUGCCUUGCUAAAGGAAAUGUUCAUACGGCAUUCUAAAUCAUCUCAUAAAAAGCAACUUAACGUGGACAUCACAUAA
Sphenostylis stenocarpa is the source of this 339-nucleotide messenger RNA. The record is from the annotation of a GenBank genome assembly. NCBI's taxonomy places the organism in Eukaryota, Viridiplantae, Streptophyta, Magnoliopsida, Fabales, Fabaceae.